AUGACAAGGAUCACUGGGGAGCUCUCCGUUGGAGGUGGCCAGCUGUUUCAUUCAGAGACACACAUUGCCCCUCUCCCAGCCUGUGCCUGUGACAGACACCUCUCGCUGACCAAAGCUCUCCCCUAUGUGCUGAUUCUCCCUGUGGCCUCGCGGCUCUUGAGACAGUAUCCUGGGCAGUCGCUGCCGUCCAACGGCAGUGACCAUGAGGGUCGAAGUCAUUGGCCACCCUCUCUGAGGUUCCUUGCCAGAGGUCUCUCGUUCUUCUUGCAGCUGAAGUAUGCUGUGAAGAGCCUGAGGGAUAUGAAUCAGUCGGUGGCCUCCGGCUUCUUUCUGGUGAACCUCUUCAGUGGCUCAGGGCCACACCGUGUCCUCUUCUCCCUGGUGGCCGCCGCRUUUACCUUGGGUCUUCUGGGAAACACCAUUCUGCUGUUCUUGAUUCGCCUGGACUCCCAACUCCACACACCCAUGUACUUCCUGCUCAGCCAGCUCGCCCUCUUUGAUGUGGGUUUCCCCCUGGUCACCGUCCCCAAGAUGGCCUCAGACUUCCUGCGGGGGGAAGGUUCCAUCUCCUUCGGAGGUUGUGCAGCUCAAAUAUUCUUCCUGACACUKAUGGGUGUGGCCGAGGGCGUCCUGCUGGCCCUCAUGUCCUACGACAGGUACCUCGCCGUGUGCCACCCCCUGCAGUACCCUGUGCUCAUGAGACGCCGGGUGUGCCUGCUCAUGGUGGGCUCCUCCUGGCUGGCGGGGGUGCUCAACGCGUGCACGCAGACCUCCAUCACCCUGCACUUCCCCUACUGUGGCUCCCGCACCGUGGACCACUUCUUCUGYGAGGUGCCAGCCCUGCUGAAGCUCUCCUGUGUGGACACCUCGGCCUAUGAGCGGGCGCUGUCCACCUCGGGAGUGCUGAUCCUGGUGCUGCCGCUCGCCCUCAUCGCCGCCUCCUAUGGCCACGUGUUGCGGGCUGUUCUGCUCAUGCGCUCGGAGGAGGCCCGAGGCAAGGCCUUGGCCACCUGCUCCUCGCACCUCACGGUCGUGGGCCUCUUCUAUGGAGCUGCGGUGUUCAUGUACAUGGUGCCUGGUGCCUACCACAGCCCCCUGCAGGACAAUGUGGUCUCCCUGUUCUACAGUCUGGUCACCCCGACUCUCAACCCCCUUAUCUACAGUCUGAGGAACCGGGAGGUGCAGAGGGCUUUGGUCAAAGUGCUCAGCAGAGCUGGUCUCAGGGCAAAGUGGUGA
Messenger RNA from Urocitellus parryii (Arctic ground squirrel), 1236 nucleotides. It is a transcript of the gene Or2z1, whose product is annotated as olfactory receptor family 2 subfamily Z member 1. Lineage: Eukaryota; Metazoa; Chordata; Mammalia; Rodentia; Sciuridae. The record is from RefSeq and is a predicted model, not a curated record. Gene Ontology annotation, molecular function: G protein-coupled receptor activity; olfactory receptor activity. Gene Ontology annotation, biological process: G protein-coupled receptor signaling pathway. Gene Ontology annotation, cellular component: membrane.